AUUGUAAAAAUUACAAAACAACAAUUCAAAUCAGUAAUCAAGAGUAACAGUUUCUUACAUUUAUUGCUUAGCCAGCUAAUUAAACGAAAAGCAAUACUCCAUCAUUUCUCGAUUUCUUUAAAAAGUGAAUUUAAAAAUGCCGCAAGAUAUCAAAGCAUUUUUUCAUGAAUGGUGUUCAAAAAAUAAGUUGGAUCCACAAUUUGAAGUGCGUCCUACAGGAAAUAAAUUUCGACAACGCUUUUUAUGUGAAGUUCGUGUUUCUGGUUUUCCUUAUGUAGGAGCGGGAAAUUCCACAACAAAAAAAGAUUCAGAAAAGAACGCGUCACGAGAUUUUGUAAGCUUUCUGGUAAGAAGCGGUAAAAUAAAGGAAAAUGAUGUUCCGAAUGAAGGUAAUGACAACCAACCACAACCUUCUUCAAGUGAAAUUGCUGGAACAUCAAGUUUUGAAGAAAAACCUCAAAGCGGAUCUUUAUCAAUGUUUUCUCCUCAACAACUUGGAAGUGCUUAUAGACCAGCACAGUAUGACAAUGAUUUUGGACCACAAUCAUACAUGGAUAGAGCUCAAGAACAAGCACGAAUGGAAGAAGCUGAAAGUUUAGAUGUUAAUGCGUCUAUUCACGGAAAUUGGACAAUAGAAAAUGCCAAAUCAAAGCUGAAUCAAUUCAUGCAAGCAAAUAAGAUUAAAGGAGAAUUUCAUUAUAAAUCUGUCGGACCUGAUCAUAAUCGGAGUUUUAUGGCUGAAAUGACAAUUUACAUUAAUCAGCUGCGAAGAUAUAUCACAGGUCGUGAAACUGGCAGUAAUAAACAAUCUGCUUCAAAAUCAUGUGCAUUAAGUUUAGUUCGUCAACUUUUCCAUCUUGGCGUUAUUGAAGCUUACAGUGGAACUUUAAAGAAAGCUAAAACUGAGGAUAAAAUUCCAAAUUAUCCAGUCAAAGUUGAUCCACAACUGAUAAGUCAAGCGAAACAAGCUUUGCUUGAUCUUGGAAUUCAACCAGUUCAUGUCAAUGCGAAUGUGAAUAUGGAGAAUCCAACAAGCUUAUUGAUUCACGUUCCACAACCCAAAAGAAAUCCACAACCAUUUCAAAUCACUGGAAGUGUCAUUCCAUGGUCACCUCCAAUUCCUAACUGGAACCCAUGGAAUGGAUCAAACAUUGAUGAAGGAUAUUUAGCCACUGCAUCUUUAGAUCAACUAAGUGAUGAUCUCCUAGCAAAUGCAAGAGAACGAAAGAUAAACGACAGAGAUUUAGAAGUUCGCACCAAAGCACGAGAAACUUUGCCAAUUCAUUCAAUGCGACGAGAAAUCAUGGAAACGAUUAACGAUCAUUCAGUUGUAUUAAUUCGUGGAAAUACUGGAUGUGGAAAAACAACUCAAAUUGCACAAUUCAUUUUGGAAGAUUUUGUUGCUUCUGGUUCAGGCGCAUGGUGCAAUGUUGUGGUGACACAACCAAGACGUAUUUCAGCUGUAUCAGUAGCUGAACGAAUUGCUUAUGAACGUGCAGAGUUGCUUGGUGAAUCUGUUGGAUAUUCGGUGCGAUUUGAGUCGAUGUUGCCGCGACCAUAUGGAAGUAUUUUAUUCUGUACGAUUGGAGUUUUAUUGAGAAAACUCGAACGCGGUCUUCGAGGUGUUUCGCAUGUUAUUGUUGACGAGAUUCAUGAAAGAGAUGUCAACAGUGACUUCAUUAUGGUCGUCUUACGGGACAUGGUUUCAACUUAUCCAGACCUGCGAGUCAUUUUAAUGUCAGCAACAAUCGACACAACUCUAUUUUCUGAUUACUUUGGAAACUGUCCAGUCAUUGAAGUUGAAGGUCGUGCUUUUCCAGUUAAACAAUACUUUCUUGAAGACACGAUUGAGCUUGUGAAAUUUAUCGGACCGACAGCCGAUUCGAGAAAGAGAAAACGAGGUGGAGAUGACGAUGGAUCGGAAGAUGUAAUUGGAAAUGAUGAUCAAGAAGUUAAUUGCAAUAAAGUCAUUGGAAAUCAAUAUUCAGUUGAAACAAAGAACACGAUGGCAAAUUUAUCAGAAUCUGAAGUCAGUUUUGAGUUAGUUGAAGCUUUGAUUAUUUACAUAAAGACUAUGAAAGUGGACGGCGCUGUGUUAGUUUUUUUGCCAGGAUGGAAUCUUAUCUUUGCGCUUAUGAAACAUCUUCAAAAUAAUCCUCGAUUGGGAAGUUCUGAAUAUGUCAUUCUCCCAUUGCAUUCGCAACUUCCACGAGAAGAUCAAAGAAAAGUUUUUGAUAAAGUUCCGCCAGGUGUCACUAAAAUCAUUCUCAGCACGAACAUCGCGGAAACUUCAAUCACAAUUAAUGAUGUCGUUUUUGUCAUUGACAUUGCUAAAGCUCGUAUGAAACUUUUCACGAGUCACAACAACUUAACUUCUUAUGCCACUGUUUGGGGAUCCAGAACAAAUCUUGAGCAGAGAAAAGGAAGAGCUGGUCGUGUUAGACCAGGAAUUUGUUUCACUCUCUGUUCACGAGCACGAUUUGAGAAGCUUGAGGAGCACAACACGCCAGAAAUCUUCAGAACGCCACUUCAUGAAAUUGCUUUGAGUAUCAAACUUUUAAGAUUGGGCGCUAUUGGGCAAUUUCUUUCGAAAGCUAUUGAACCACCGCCACUUGAUGCUGUUAUUGAAGCUGAAGUGUUGUUAAGAGACAUGAAAUGUCUUGAUGAAAAUGAUGAAUUGACGCCAUUGGGAAAAGUUCUUGCUCGUCUGCCGAUUGAACCGAGAUUGGGACGAAUGAUGAUUAUUGGAAAUAUUUUUCUGGUUGGCGAUACUCUUGGAAUUAUGGCCGCAUUUUCAGGAACAUAUUCAGAAAUAUUCACGCUCGACAUGGGCCAUCGAAGACUUUCAAAUCAUCAAAGAAACUUAGCUGGAAAUAAAAGUUCAGAUUAUGUUGCAAUGGUGAAUGCAACUCAAAUGUGGUUGAAUGCAAGAAAUCGUGGCGAAAGUGAAGAAAUAAAGUUUUGUGAAUGGAAAGGACUUCAAUUGCCAACAUUUCGUGUCGCUUUCGAAGCUAAAAGACAAUUACUUGAUCUGUUGAAUCAAGCGGGAUUUCCUGAAGAAACAAUGCUUCAAACAAAGAUGGAUCCAAACAUUCCAGAUCCAACAUUAGACUUAGUUCUUGGAAUUUUAAGUGCUGGAUUGUAUCCAAAUAUUUGUUACCACAAGGAAAAGCGUAAAGUAUUGACAACUGAAUCAAAAGCUGCGCUUAUUCAUAAAACAUCAGUCAAUUGCUCUAACUUAAAAGUUACAUUUCCUUAUCCAUUCUUUGUAUUCGGUGAGAAGAUCAGAACACGAGCAGUUUCAUGUAAACAAAUGUCGAUGGUUUCGCCUUUAAAUUUGAUUCUUUUUGCAUGCAAGAAGAUUGAUUACGUUGAAGGUGUUGUUCGACUUGAUAAUUGGUUGAAUUUUGAAAUGAAUCCUCAAGAUGCUGCCGUUAUUUGUGGAUUGCGUCAUGCAAUGGAAGAAAUUCUUAUUCAUGUUGUCGCUCAACCUGAAGACGUCUUAAACUUAGAUCAAAAAUAUAACAACAUCUUGAGUGUCAUUAAAAAGCUUGCAGAAUUUUCUGCUGGUGAUUACCAAAUAACAAGAGAAAUCGGAAUCGGAGCAGAUCGUGAAUCAAACUUUGGACAUCCAGGCUCGUCUGGAUUUGGAGGAAGCAAAUUUCCCCGAAAUGAUUCUUAUCGUGGAGGAUUCAGUUCGGGCUAUCAGCAGCGAGGAGGAUAUCAAGGAGGGUAUCGUGGUCCAAAUAGAGGUGGCGGUGUUAAGUUUGAUUUAAAGUAUAACAAAAUGUCUAAUUAUACAACAAUCCCAAAUUCCACUCCCGAAAACUUUGAUUGUCUACAAACUUUAAACAACAAAACUGUCAUCAUAACGAACCUUUACGAGGGAAUUCCUCAAACGUUGAUCUUGAAUCUGAUUGCGUGGGUGUUUCUGAUACUUUUAUUCACAUUACUACGACAACAAGCAUGGGAUUAUGGGAGACUUGCCCUUGUCAACAGCAUCACAGGAAAGAAGUGGACUCAGAUAUUUUAUGCUCACGGGAAUAAUCAGGAAAUUUUGAAUAGUUUAAGUAAUGAAAUGAUUGCGACAGAUAAUGGAGGUGAUGUUGAAACGCCUGAACAAUUUCACGUUCGUAUGCAUCGUCAGCAUUCUGUUAUAGAUUCCGGUUUCUUUUCGUGGAUUGUCGCGACAUGGAAGCUUCGUAAGGAACAAAUUUUAAGGCAUUCUGGCCCAGACGCAGUUCAUUACUUGAACUUUCAAAGUCAUUUAAUUAUUGUAAUGGCAAUCAUCACUUUCAUAUCAAUAGUCAUAAUUUUACCAAUAAACUUCACGGGACAAUUGUUUGGAGAUAUAAAUACCUUCGGACACACAACAAUUGCAAAUUUAGACGCAAAUUCUAAACUUCUUUGGGUUCAUACAAUUUUUGCAAUUCUUUUUGUUCCCCUCGUUGUUCUCAUCAUGCGAAGAUCAAGCGGAAGAAAUGCUGUCAAGGUCGCUCCAACAAGAACAGUGAUGAUAACUGAUGUAGCAAAGCCAGAUUGUAAUAGAAACACAAUUCAAAAUUAUUUGCAGCAAAUCUUUCCCGAUGUUGAAGUGCAAGAUAUUCAAAUAGCUUAUAAUAUAAAGAAAUUAACACAAGUUGCAAAGGAAUAUGAAAGUGUGAUCGAAGCUCGAAUAUAUUGUGAGCAACAUCGUGGAGUUAAGACACGACCAAGUUGUUUCACAUGUGAAACUAUUGAUGCAUUAGAAUUCUAUAAAAAUGAAGAGCAAAGAUUGUGUGGAGAAGUGGCGAGAUUAAGAUCAGCAGCAAUGAACGAUCCAUUGGGAAUAACUUUCAUCACAGUUUCUUCAACGUCAAUUGCUAAACAUAUGAUUGCACAUUUUCAAGCGUCAUCUAGCAAAGAUUGGACUCUUACUUAUGCACCUGCACCAGCCGACAUAUUUUGGGAGAAUCUUUCAGCAAAUUCCGCUAAAUGUCUUGGAUUGUUCUCAGCGUCUGCUUUCUUGCAAUGGUCAGUGAGCCUUACAAACUCAUCAGCAACGAUUAAGUUUGAAUGUAUUUUUCUUCCUGAUCGUGGAGCUUUCUUUGUAAAUUAUAUCAUCACGAUGUGCUUCAUUGGAACAGCCUUGGAACUUAUUCGCUUUCCUGACCUCAUCAUGUACAUUUAUAGAAUUUUAACGGCAAGAAGUGAAGCUGAAACACCUCACAUUAGAAAAUCGAUUGUUAUUGAAUUUGUUUUUGGUAUUCAUUAUUCGUGGACUGUCAUGGUCUUCACAAUGGCAACUGUUUAUUCACUUGCGUGUCCACUCAUCACACCAUUUGCAUUAAUUUAUUUAAUGCUUAAGAACUUUAAUGACAAACAUAAUUUGUAUUUUGCUUAUGGACCAUCACAUAUGGUGUCACAAGGAGGUGGAAAGAUUCACUCGACAGCUGUCACAAUGACAAAAUUUUCUGUCGUUCUUUUAUUGAUUGCAUUCACUGGAAUUUCAUAUUUAAGAGGUGGAAAUCAAUUCACUCUUCGAACGACAAUUCUCUUCUGCUCUUUGGUGAUAUCUUUAGGUUUAUUUAGUUUUAUGAGUCCAAUUAAGAAAUGCACCACAAAACCUUUGACAAUUAUUGAAGAUUCUUCAUUAUCAGCUCCAAUUUAUAUUGCUGACGUCUUUCUAAAUAAUCGAAUCAAUGGAAAUUCUCCAAAUCACAUCAGUUAUGGAUCAUCAGAUAACACAAACCACAAUGACACCGAACAUUCAUCUCCAGGUUCACUAAACGGUGGAGUGCAAAUAUGAGAAGUUUAAUCGAAUUUUAUCCAGUGAAAUGACGAUAAAUUAUUGGCUCAAGUGACUGGCAAGAAAGAAAAGAGUUGCUUCAUCAGUUUGUCGAGAUUCCACUGUAAUUUAUCAAUUAAGAUUGUGAUAUUUAUAGAAAAAAAGAGAUUUCAAAUGCUUCUUCAUUCCCUCCUUAAUUAGCACCAAAUAAUUACCAUUGAAAGUUGUUUUUAUUCUUUUUUAUUUAUACUUUUAUUUUUGUUGAUCUUUUCUUCCUUUUUUUGUUUUUAAAUUAAACAUUAAAACAUUAAUUUCCUUUCUAGUUUGAUUUGUAAAAGUUAGGAAAUAUUUAUUGGGAAAUAUGAAUUAUGAUAAAUUUAAAAGUUAAUAAAGUCUUAAUUAUGUUUUUUUUUCUAAUCUAAGUAACUGAAAACUAAUACAAUUUAUUCUUUUUAUUAUAUAAUAAUGUCGUCAUUUUUAAAAUUAUGUGACAAUUCAGCCAAAGAAAAUCAAUUUGGGUCAAUGUGUCACGAAAUUUCUCGACUUUUCUUUUCAUGAAAAGUGAAAAAUCCUUCACGUGUGAUCGGAAAUUUCUCGAUGACGAUUUUUGUUUCUGACAUUUUUCAAACUUUAAAACUAAAGUUAAGUCUCAACCUAGAGCUUUCCUUCCUUUUAUUUGUUUUCUCUAUGAAAAGUUUGUGAGGGAAAAAUGAAAUUUUCACCAUUUUCAUGGAAACAAAAUUAUUUCUAGGUUGAAAGACAUUUCAAGUCAAAACUAUCUAAUCAUAAACAGUGAAUUAAAUCUAUUUUUAACAAAUGCGUUUGUAGAAAAACUCUUGAUCGGAUUAAUAAUAAAAAAUGAUAAAUUUGAAUCGAUUUUCUUUUCGUUUUAACAAAUUCGUUUCAGGAUCUCAGAGAGAAGGCAAAGAAAGAAACUUUCUUAAGAAUCUCUGAGAAACUUCAAGAACAAGAAUUCCGAGAUACUUAUCAAUGCAUGUCUUAUUUCUUCGAAAGCUACUCAAGUGUCUGAUUAAAUGUAUCUACAUUAAAAAGAUUCCGUAAAUUUCAUAUAAAAAAUUCCGUCAAAGGCAUCAGUAAUUUGAAUAAAAAUAUUUAAUUUUAAAUCCUCUAAACGUGGGCAUAAUUUUGUAAAUAUCGUGGCAAAACUGCUCAACUUUCUUUCUCUUUUUGUAAAAUUUAAUGCACUUAGAAACGAAUAAGUAGCUUUAUAAAAUAAUUAAUUGAAAUAAAAAGAAUAUUUGAAAGAAACUGCAAAUAGCAUCUUCAAUAAUGGAAAUUAAAGAACCGUCAAAUUAAUGUCUCUAAUGAGAUAUUUAGGCUUCUCGUGUGAAAAUCCAAUUCAAAUGGCACGGCCAAUGAAUUUUUAAGGCAACAUAAGCAAUUAAAGCACCGAAUUAAAAAGAAAAACUUGAAUUGCACUUUUAGAAACAUAAAUUUAGGAAUUGAAAUCGAGUAAAAGUUUGUCAAAUUUAAAAUUGAAUUCAUCAAAUAUUUUAUCGAAUGAUUUUUAAGAAACCUAAGUUUAGUUAGUUAGUUUAAUUUAUUAAAAUUUAAAACCGAGUUUAUCAUAAUCGCACUCUUGAAAUAUUAAUUAAAUUUGUUUUUUCAUUAAAGGAAAAGAAAAUUUCUUCCAUAAUAAGAGAAUGGCACAAAAUAUGUAAAUCAAAGUUA
This is a messenger RNA of Clunio marinus, 7459 nucleotides long. NCBI's taxonomy places the organism in Eukaryota, Metazoa, Arthropoda, Insecta, Diptera, Chironomidae. The record is from the annotation of a GenBank genome assembly.